Messenger RNA from Aspergillus nomiae NRRL 13137, 975 nucleotides. RefSeq lists its product as uncharacterized. NCBI's taxonomy places the organism in Eukaryota, Fungi, Ascomycota, Eurotiomycetes, Eurotiales, Aspergillaceae. Bases 1 to 975 code for a protein of 324 amino acids. The record is from RefSeq and is a predicted model, not a curated record. The transcript has 4 exons.
AUGCCCGGAGUUCUAGCCGAAACUACACUGUCCGUCAGCGACGGUCCUUUGACCUCGGAGAACGCAGCUUACCUGCGCCCCUCCGACCCCAACCUCCCCGUCGAGGAGCUCCGCAAGCGCUACAAUGAGGACGGCUACCUCUUCCUGAAGCAGGUGCUACCGCGCGAAGAUAUCCUGGAAGCCCGCAAGGCCUAUUUCGAGUACCUCGCCCCGACCGGGGUUCUGCAGGAGGGCACCGAGCCCGUGGAGGGAGUUUUUAACCGGUCGAAAUCUAUCGACGACUAUCCCGGCAUUGGAGCCGGCCAUGUGGGCGGGAAUGGCCGCCCCGGUGGAGACAGUGCGGCGCAGUUUGUCGACAAGGCCAUCGAGGCCCAUUACAAGGACUGGUACACCAAGAACGUGGUCAACCACCCCGCUUUGUACGAUUUUAUCGCAAAGUUCACCGGCUGGGGCCAGGAUACUUUGACCUUCAAGCGGACGCUCCUGAGAAACAAUAUCCCUGGUUCGAAGCCGAUUGGUGUUCACUAUGAUCAGAUCUUCCUUCGGUAUGGAGAGCCGACGGCUGUGACUGCUUGGGUGCCUAUUGGUGAUAUUAAGAUUAACGGUGGAGGUCUGAUUUAUCUCGAAAAUGGCGACUCAAUCGGCCAGAAGAUUGAAGACGAGUUCACCGCCAAGGCAUUGAAGGCUGGUCUGACGGAGGAAGAGGCUAAGUCGGCCUUCAACUCGAAUAUGAUGUCGACUGGUCUGCUUUCGGAAUUCCCGGCGGAGUUUGCUAAGGAACAUGACCGACGUUGCUUGUCUCGGCCUUUGAGGCGGGCGAUGUGGUAUUGCACAAGCCUCAUGUCAUCCAUGCGUCAACUAUCAACAACGACGAAGACAACGUCAUCCGUCUUGCAACCGAUCUGCGAUUCUGCGAUUCCUCGAAGCCAUAUGAUAAGAUGGAUGAACUACUAUAGGUUCAACGACGGCGUUUGA